UCACCAGCUCCAGAUGGAGAAGAUCAAUGCUGUGUAAGGAUCCUAACCGCGAACUGUCUGUUGGGGGAUUUUAUUCUUUGUUGAUUUUAUUUCUGAGUGGUGUAAAAUGAAGUGAAUAUGGUGGCGUUGAAAAAGCGUGGGUUUGAUAAUGCACACAUUGAUUUGCUCUUCCUUAUAAAACUACUAACAGGGGGUGAAACCGCAGUGGUCUCGGCACUUUUACUGAGGUGACCACUAAAGUCAUGAGGGCAUCAUCCUCACGUUUAUCCAGCUUUUCAUCCAGAGACUCUUUAUGGAGCCGGAUGCCGGACCAGAUCUCUGUGUCCGAAUUUCUGUCGGAAACCACGGAGGAUUACAACUCCCCGACCACGUCGAGCUUCACCACCCGCUUACAGAGCUGCAGGAACACGGUCAGCGUGCUGGAGGAGGCGCUGGAUCAGGAUCGAACAGCUCUACAGAAGGUGAAGAAAUCUGUCAAAGCGAUCUAUAACUCAGGGCAAGAGCACGUGCAGAAUGAGGAGAACUACGGACAGGCUCUGGACAAGUUCGGCAGUAACUUCAUGAGUCGUGACAGCUCAGACCUGGGGGCCGCCUUCAUCAAGUUCUCCGGUCUGGUUAAAGAGCUGGCAGCUCUGCUUAAAAACCUGCUCAACUCGGCAGUCGGAGAAAUCGGUCUCCAGAGCCUCAGCCACAAUGUGAUCUUCACCCUGGACUCUCUGCUGAAAGGCGACCUGAAAGGAGUGAAAGGGGAUCUCAAAAAACCCUUUGACAAAGCCUGGAAAGACUACGAGGCAAAGUUUACGAAGAUCGAGAAGGAGAAGCGAGAGCACGCCAAACAGCACGGGAUGAUCCGCACAGAGAUCACCGGAGCUGAGAUCGCGGAGGAGAUGGAGAAAGAGCGCAGGAUCUUUCAGCUGCAGAUGUGUGAAUACCUGAUCAAAGUGAACGAGAUCAAGACUAAGAAGGGAGUGGACCUCCUGCAGAACCUCAUUAAGUAUUAUCAUGCACAAUGCAACUUUUUCCAGGAUGGCCUGAAAACCGCUGACAAGAUGAAGCAAUAUAUCGAGAAGUUAGCAGCUGAUCUGUAUAAUAUAAAGCAAACACAGGAUGAGGAGAAGAAACAGCUAACUGCUCUACGGGACCUUAUCAAAUCCUCCUUACAGCUGGACCAGAAAGAGUCUAGGAGAGACUCGCAGAGCAAACAGAGCGGAUACAGUAUGCAUCAGCUUCAGGGAAAUAAGGAGUUUGGCUGUGAGAAGAAGGGUUAUCUGAUGAAGAAGAGUGAUGGGCUGCGGAAAGUGUGGCAGAGGAGGAAGUGUUCAGUGAAGGGUGGCAUCCUGACCAUUUCACAUGCCACGUCCAACAGACAGCCAGUUAGACUUAACCUGCUAACCUGUCAGGUUAAACCAGGCGAGGAUAAGAAGUGCUUCGAUCUGAUCUCUCAUAAUCGUACAUAUCAUUUCCAGGCAGAGGAUGAGCAGGAGUUUAUGAUCUGGAUCUCAGUGCUGACUAACAGUAAGGAGGAGGCUCUGAACAUGGCAUUCCGUGGUGAGCAGAGUGCAGGCGAUGACAGUCUGGAGGAUCUGACCAAAGCCAUCAUCGAGGAUGUGCUACGCAUGCCUGGCAACGAGGUGUGCUGCGACUGCGGAGCGCCAGAUCCUAAAUGGUUGUCCACGAACCUGGGCAUCCUGACCUGUAUUGAGUGUUCAGGGAUCCACAGAGAGAUGGGUGUCCAUAUCUCCCGCAUACAGUCCAUGGAGCUGGACAAGCUAGGCACCUCUGAACUCUUGCUGGCCAAGAAUAUAGGAAACAGUAGUUUUAAUGAAAUCCUGGAGGGGAAUCUGCCGAGCCCGUCACCAAAGCCUGCACCGUCUAGUGACAUGACUGAGAGGAAGGAAUACAUCAACGCUAAGUACGUGGAGCAUCGGUUUGCUCGGCGCCCCACCAGCACGGCCACGGCGAGGCACGGUGACCUGUACGAGGCGGUCAGGACUCGAGACCUACUGGGCCUCGUACAGCUCUAUGCUGACGGAGUGGAGCUACUGGAACCGUUCCCCGAGGCAAGACAGGAUCCCGGAGAGACGGCUUUGCACUUCGCAGUCCGGACCUCAGACCAGACCUCGCUACCCUUGGUCGAUUUCCUCGUCCAAAACAGUGGCUCUCCGGACAGGCAGACGGAGAGCGGGAACACUGCGCUCCAUUACUGCUGUACCUAUGAGAAGCCCGAGUGUGUUAAACUGUUACUCAGGGGCAAGCCACUGAUCGAUAUAGUCAAUCAGAACGGUGAGACGGCCUUGGACAUCGCAAGGAGGUUAAAAAACACACAGUGUGAGGAACCACUGAUGGAGGCAGCAGCUGGCAAGUUCAACCCUCACGUCCACGUGGAGUACGAUUGGAACCUGCGGCUCGAGGAGAUUGACGAGAGCGAUGACGAUCUGGAUGAUAAGCAGCCGAGUCCGGUGAAGAAGGAGCGAUCUCCGCGACCGCAGAGCUUCUGCCACUCGUCCAGCGUGUCUCCACAGGAGAAGCUCUCACUGCCUGGAUACUUGAGCCACAGGGACAAGCAGCGGCUCUCGUACGGUGCCUUCGCCACCCCCGUCUACAGCACUUCUACGGAAACCCCCGCAUCGCCUGGGGCAGACACGCAAACUGCUACCACCAAGAGCAGUGCCAAAGCUGCUUCCACUGGCCCUCCCACCUCUCUCCCACUGGGUUCCCAGCCUUGUGCAGGUGGCAGCUCCACUCUGUCUAAAAAGAGGGCUCCUCCACCUCCUCCUGGAGGCCAUAAACGCACUCUCUCAGACCCCCCCAGCCCCGUCCUCCAGGGACCCCAGAGCAAAGGGAGUGAUUUAACUCCACCGCCGGCAAACAGGACGUCGCCAGCUAACAAAUUUGAAGGAAUUCAGCAGCAGCAAAGCACUACUUCUAGUAAUACAAAAUCAACACUUGGUCCAAGAGUCUUACCCAAACUACCUCAAAAAGUGGCAUUAAGAAAGACUCCAGGUAUUGUCCCCCCAGCGGAGAAACCCAGUCAGGGCCCAGAGGUCCUGCAGAAACCUACUCAGGUGGUGGACAUUCCAACCAGAGAAACCAUCACCAGACCUACAGAGCCUCCGCCCAAAAUCCCACAGGCAGCUGAGAGGCCCCAACCAGCUGAGAUUCCUCCCAAGCCACACAUACUGGAGCUUCCUCCAAAACCCCAGCUCUCAGAUCUUCCCCCAAAACCACAGCUAUCAGAAUUACCCCCCAAACCCCAGUUGUCUGAUCUGCCCCCUAAACCCCAACUAAAGGAUUUGCCACCCAAACCACAGUUAUCAGAUUUUGCCCCAAAAAUCCAAGCAUCCACAACUACAGACACCCCCCAAAAACAGCCAACACUAGAAGAGGUAUCCCCAAAGGUGCAGUUAGCAGAGGUACAAACUCCAAGCCAGCAUGGAGAGCUUUCGCCCAGGCAGGCGAGUGAGGAUACUAACGGUGCACCAGCAGGAGUAUUGGAGAUGCCGGUCCCUCUGCCACGCAAAAUAAACACGGGGAAGAGUAAAAUUAAGAGGGUAAAGACCAUCUACGAUUGUCAAGCAGACAAUGAUGAUGAGCUGACAUUUAAUGAAGGAGAAGUGAUCAUUGUUACAGGAGAGGAAGACCAGGAGUGGUGGAUUGGACACAUAGAAGGUCAGCCGGACAGGAAAGGGGUCUUCCCUAUGUCCUUUGUGCAGAUUCUGUCUGACUGACAUUGUGACUGGCAGGUGUGAGGCUGCCCCUGUAGCACAAGCUUUACCCCAUUAGCCUCUCACCAGACUCUGGACUCCUCCUUUCUGUAUAGCUGCUGUAACCCAAACAAAUCUCAAGAAUCCAAAAGGAAAAAAAAACACCAUAUCAGAUCCAGACUAUUGAAAGCAUGAAGGGUGAACUGACUAAAGUGUGUUAACAAAUUGCAUUAUUUUGCCUACCAGUAUUACCGUAGCCAGGGCGGCCCAGCAUGCUAACCUGGGUAUGCAGUAGCUAUCCUCGGAUUUUAGCACUUAACAUUUCUCAGUGUAUGCUGUAACGUUGUGUAUGUGUGCACAUAUGGAAUUAUAUGUAUGUCCAUAUUAAGUGUCUUUGUACAUAUAUAUGCACAAAUAUAAGUGUAUAUUUAUGUACUUAUGUAGGAUGUAAGUGUGCAAAUGUAUGUUAAUCCCUGCUUGCUUCAGGAGCCGGAAAGACUCCUAGACAUUUUAGCUCAGUGUUUUCAUUCAUCAGUCGUAUUCCUGGAAGGACUAACGGACAAAACCGAGAGAAUUAAAUGAUGGUUUCACUGAAUAUUAUAGCAGUGUUAUCCUUCAGUAUAGUGGCAUGAUAACUAGGGAUGAAAACUUUAAUAGUUCCUAGCCUCUAAGCAUCUCAUCUUCUAUGCAUAUAAGGUUAAUCACGUUAGGCUGGAUUUCUUGCUUGUCAUUAUAUGUCGUACUAAAAAAACAAACAAAAAACAAAACAGUAACCACAUUUGUCUUCUAUCUAUACAGUUAUGUUAAAGACUCCAGCUCUGGAGGUGGUUUACUGGUUAGUGUAGUCUAUGCCACUUGGAGACUAUCCAUGUGUCCUCACAACUAAGUCCCUGGAACAUGUCCUUGCCCACAGGGUCAUGAUUUUAAGGCAGAAUGAUCCAUGCAAAUCCAAUCUGUCCUAAAAUUUCCCUGUUGCCCUCAUAGCUCACAUCGACCAGCAUUGGUAUAACAGGUUCUGGAUGCUCAUUUAUUUGGUCUACAUAGAAAUAACUCUGGAACUGUGGAGUUUUGUUUGUAGGUUAUUUGUGUGUUUGAUUUUAUUUGAAUAUGAAUUCAGGGGAAGAGAGCAAUGAGUGACGGGCAGCAACCCGGCCCCGAAUGAACUUAACGCUGCCUCUGACUUUUCCUCAAACCAGGAAGACUUGAGCUUUUUAGCUUUUUCUUUUUGUGUUAACAGAAGAGCAUGUAUUAGCAAAUGCCUCCUAAUUUGUUGAUAGUAUUAGCCAUUUAUAGGGCUACAGUGUGUCAGUAUGAAGAAGAAUACAAUCCGUUUUGAGAUGUAUAGAAAAUAAAUGGAUAUUCAUUUAUUUUAGGAUGUGUUACAAAUGCAUUAGCUGUAACUGGGGUAAACCACGAUGCAAAAUUUCAGCACAAGCAAAAACAGCAGGGCUCCAUGAAGUAACAAACCUAUGUGAAGAUUGUGGAACUGAGUUCCUGAUACACCAUUCCUUUAUUGUGUACAUUUAAACUCUUCAUGAGCCUGUUGUUGGACCAAAUGUGUGAAAUUCAUGUAUAACAUACACUUCAUAAAGAAAUGCCAUCUUGACUUGUCAGGAACUGGUGACUCACUUGUCAGGAACUGGUGACACUCUUAUCUGCUAAUAUUUGAAACAGUCAUAUGGCUAAUUUCAUGAAGAACUGGAUUUGAUCCUAAUGUUAAAAAUAUAUUUAGGUAGUUUUUACCACUCAUUUCUCAUUUGUUUUUUCGUCUGUAUUUUGCUGCACUGUAUGUUUAGUAUUGAGAAUCUCUCUGAUAUCAAGUUUCAUUUAGAAAUAAAUAUUUUAUGUUGAAA
Molecule: messenger RNA, 5557 nt
Organism: Tachysurus fulvidraco (yellow catfish)
Lineage: Eukaryota; Metazoa; Chordata; Actinopteri; Siluriformes; Bagridae
Gene: asap1a
Product: ArfGAP with SH3 domain, ankyrin repeat and PH domain 1a
Exons: 32
Coding region: 243-3728 (1161 amino acids)
Biological process (GO): positive regulation of GTPase activity
Cellular component (GO): cytoplasm
Molecular function (GO): protein binding; GTPase activator activity
Source: RefSeq, a predicted model, not a curated record